Messenger RNA from Asterias rubens (European starfish), 1705 nucleotides. Its product is annotated as protein SCO1 homolog, mitochondrial-like. NCBI's taxonomy places the organism in Eukaryota, Metazoa, Echinodermata, Asteroidea, Forcipulatida, Asteriidae. The record is from RefSeq and is a predicted model, not a curated record. The transcript is spliced from 7 exons. Bases 125 to 1051 code for a protein of 308 amino acids. Gene Ontology annotation, biological process: mitochondrial respiratory chain complex IV assembly.
UAAAACAAGUUGUGUGACUGGGUGAAGUGAAGUCCCUCUCCGUGAUUGUGAUUUGAAGUCAGAAUCUCUUCAUAAAUCGACAGUUUUUAUGGUACAUUAAUGUUCAUUAUCAAGCUCAGACACAAUGCUACUAACAGCAAGACUUUGUUUUCGUCUUGGGCCUUCUAAAGUGUUCCAAGAGGCAGCGCUAGGUGGAUUGAUCUUCGCACCGUCUGCAACUCGUCCGGUCAGCUCGUUGUGUAACAACAAGUGCUACCUCUGUCGGCAUCUGAGCUGUGUUGGUAACCAAGGUCAUUUAUGCAACAGUGGAACAAGGCAUAACCAACCAGACAUAAAAACAUUCUCCAAAAUCUCUCUCAGUCAGCGAUGUUACGCCACGAAAGCUGGCGGCAAGAACAGUGGUGACAAGAAAUCGCCUGUGACAUGGAAGACUGUUUUGGUGACGUUUAUUCUCAGUGGCACUCUAUUGGUCGGCUUUAAGUUUGCACAACGCAAGAAACAAUUAGAGGUUGAAAAAGAGAGGAGUAGAGCGGUUGGCAAAGCGGCCAUAGGAGGCCCGUUCUCAUUGGUUGAUCACACUGGGAAACCAAUGACAAACAAAGACUAUCUCGGCCAAUGGCUAUUGCUGUACUUUGGGUUUACACAUUGUCCAGACAUCUGCCCGGACGAAUUGGAAAAAAUGGCAAUAGCUGUCGAGAAAAUACAUAAAAGUCCCAAUCUUCCUGAUGUGACUCCAUUAUUCAUUACCAUCGACCCAGAGAGGGACACUGUGGAAGUGGUCGCAGAAUAUGUAAAAGAAUUUUAUCCAGGCUUAAUAGGGCUGACUGGAACAAAGGAACAGGUUGACGAAGUAGCGAGAAACUUCCGCGUCUAUCACAGCCAAGGACCCAAGGACGAUGAUAACGAUUACAUUGUGGACCACACAAUCAUCAUGUAUCUCAUGAACCCAGACGGGGAGUUUGUGGAUUAUUUCGGUCAGAACAAGAACGACGAACAAGUCGCUGGAGGAAUUGCUUCACACAUGAGGAAAUACAUGGCACUCAAGAACUGAGUUGGAAUCAGAACAACAAACUGUACAAUUCCACUUCUAUUUUUAGUUGUCGAAAUCAGAAUUAGACGAUUGUAACCAUAAGAACGUAUGGUAUAAAUGCAAAUGAAUAGAUAGUGGCCGGACGUUUUAGCCCUCGCAGAGUCUUUCUCAAAAGCUAAACGACAACACAACAUACAUGAUCAGGAAUAUGUACUAGUGUGUAACAGAAAAUUGGAAAGAAAUGGAGAGGGAGAGAGGGAGCCAUUUUGAACGAAAUGGAGAGGAAGAGAGGGAGCCAUUUUGAAAGAAAUGGAGAGGGAGAGAGGGAGCCAUUUUGAAAGAAAUGAAGAGGGAGAGAGGGAGCUAUUUUGUAAAUCUUGUUUCACUUUUAUCCACUUGACUUCUCUUACACCAGUCACUGGUUUUGUGUUGUCUUGUCAUAUGGCCUUUGACAAUGACUCUGCUUGGGUUUAAAAGUGGGACCAUUUAAUAUACCUGUAUUUUGCUUUUUUUAUUGACAGUGAAGUUUACAAGAAAGAGAGUGCAUAUUUGAAGGGUGGGUUUAGUAGGGAAGAAAUAUGAUAAAUAUCUGAUGCAACUUUUUAUAUAUAAUAAAUAUGAACAGAUUAUUUGUAUUUUUUUUCUUUAGUGAUGUACAAUGUAUAGACGGUGUGA